Molecule: messenger RNA, 1485 nt
Organism: Uranotaenia lowii
Lineage: Eukaryota; Metazoa; Arthropoda; Insecta; Diptera; Culicidae
Gene: Vps16B
Product: vacuolar protein sorting-associated protein 16B
Exons: 5
Coding region: 82-1431 (449 amino acids)
Biological process (GO): vacuolar transport; intracellular protein transport
Cellular component (GO): cytoplasm
Source: RefSeq, a predicted model, not a curated record
CAUGCAUAUGGACAACAAGAAAAAAUUGCAUCCAAAAGAUCCUACCCAAUAUCAUUUAUUUCCGCUAAUUUGUUCUUAAACAUGAUGGAAUCAAAAGACGACGAUUAUUGGAACGAUUCAACGAACAAAUCCUUCAACUUCGAUGAAGAUGAUGUGGCAGUUCUCGACAUCCCGAGUGGGUCGAAUAGGCGUAGCUUGUUUGCUGACGACACUGCGUCGGAAGUUAACUUCUCAACGAUACAGCAAGAAUUGCCACUUCACAUGAUUAUUUCCAACGAAGACUUGGCAAGCGUCCUGGAAGAUCAAACGCGAAACGAAAUUCCACUACCCAAAGGAAUCACCAUAGAGGAGGAAAUCAAACUGCUCCGCCGAAGACUGCAGGAGUACAGCUUCGCCCCUUCGGCAGGUUCGGUGAUAGCGAAGCUUUGUUUGGGCAAAGUUUGCUCGCUGGAAAUGUUCCGGUCCCUACAAGAAAAAGAAGAGCUACUAGACGAAGCUAUAGCCUGCGGGAAUGGGAAUGCAAUUUUGAAAGUUGUUAUCUUCUUGGAACAAACGCUUAAGAAAAAGUUAUUCUACCGAUUGCUGCAGACACGACCGGAAGCCGUCAGUCAUUACGUGAACUAUAUGUCCACACGGCUUAAAGUAACCGAAUGCACAGAUCUAUUGGUAUAUCUGGGAAGACAUCACGAAGCAAGCUUGCUUCAGUUUUCAAUAUACGUCCGCAGCACCACCAACAUCGAGUUCAAACGGCAAAGGUUGAAAAAAAUUUACAACGACUAUUUUUCGCAGCCCGGAGCCAAUAACUUUUAUGCCCAACUGGUGGCGAAUUACAUAAACUUGCUCGAAUUUCAGGUAGCUCAGCAGCAUAGUUCAAAUGCGCCCAUGGUUGGUUCAAUCCUGGACCAAUCCGUACUGGUGACGCUGUUCUACGUUUGCAGUCGAUAUCGCUGGGGUAUUGAUACAGCUUUAGCAACACACGAGAACCCCUUCAAACUGGUGGAGGCACAUCAAGUUUCCCAGUCGCAGUUCGAAUGGAUUGCGUUGAACGAGCGCGCCAAACAACAGGCGUGGCUAGACUUUGAGCACAUAUUCGAACGGAAAGCGUGGCUGAAUCUCAAACAGAAAUCAUUCAAUCUACACAUUCCCUUGGACAAAACAAUCCUGCGGUUGUUCGCCUUGCAUGCGCCAGAGCCUGUGUUGAAUGGAUUCUUGGUGAAGGUGGAAGAUCCACAUCGACGAUUGACGCUUGCCAGGCGAGUCAACGCUAAGAAAGGUAUUGUGGAUGCUUUGGUGGCUCUGAAGGACCGAUCAGAGUUGGAGAACUUCCGAAACGGAUUGGAAGAAGGAACCGAAGAACGUUUCUAUGCGGAAAAUGCUCUCAAAUCAUUGAACAAUAAAUGGAAAAGUGACGCCUAUAAAUUGAUCAAAUAAGCGUGUAUCAAUUUUGUUAAGUUUAUGUAAUAAAGUUUUAAUUUAUAAAUUUCA